Messenger RNA from Seriola dumerili (greater amberjack), 2014 nucleotides. RefSeq names its product NudC domain containing 1 (gene nudcd1). The record is from RefSeq and is a predicted model, not a curated record. NCBI's taxonomy places the organism in Eukaryota, Metazoa, Chordata, Actinopteri, Carangiformes, Carangidae. The transcript is spliced from 10 exons. The coding region runs from base 72 to 1829 and encodes 585 amino acids.
CUUCACCAUCAUCAUCUUGUUGUACAGGAUUGUCACCAACUUGUAAACAAGCCGGUCACAUUAAUCAAAACAUGGCGGCGUCUAACUAUUCCCUGAAGGUCAACAGAGACCUGCUGGACCCGAGCUUCGAAAGUUACCGGUUAUCUCUGGACGCCAUCCCAACCUACAACGUAGAGCUGGACGCUGCUGUGGAGGAAGUGAAGCUGAAGGACACUCAGUACACCCUGGAACAUAUGCGUGCUUUUGGCAUGUACAACUACCUGCACUUAGACCCUUGGUAUGAAGAUAGUGUUUUAUUUGUGGACUGCAAAGGACGAGUUCUCAGCCUCUCCGUCACUCUGGACACCGCCCUCGGGAAGCCAAGAGAGGUUUUCCGUAUCAGCGCUGACUCCAGCCGGUGUGAGGAUCGUCUCUGUGCCUCCCUCAGCCUCACCUCCGCCACCUGGGCCGCUCUCUCUGACGGCACCGGCCGACUCCACCUCCUCCGCACGGGCAAGAGGGGAGACAGCUCUCAUACGAAGUGGGAGCCGCUGUUCAGCGAAGACACGGGGGAGCCGUUCACCGUCCUCCACAGCGUCUCACACGUCCAGGCCGGAGUUCACAACAUGGAGGUUCUGCUGCUCCGCAUCCAGAAGGACCCGCAGGAAACCAAAGGAAGCGGGUACUCUGUGUCUCUGGAGUGGAUCACAGUCGCCAACACUGCAGGACAUGGUCAGGAGAAGAGCUACGAGGUGAGGAAGAGGAGGGUCCUCAGGGGGAAGUCGGUGCCUCACUACGCGGCGGUGGAGCCGCGGGGGAGGGGGCUGAUGGUGGCCUCGGAGAAACCGUUUGUCUUCACGCACGUGGACGGUCGUCCUGUGGAGCAGCCCGAGCCGGAGCCCAUGGAGGAGGAGAAGACAGAUCCCAUUUACUUCUGGCAGCAGACGAUGGAGGACAUCACCGUGUGUGUGCGCCUCCCCGAGGGCAUCACCAAGGAGGAGGUGCAGUACAGGCUGACGGCCGACAACGUCAGCAUCGGAGUCCAGGGUUUUCCUCCUCUACUGCAAGGCCAGCUGUUUGCACCUGUAGACCCCGAGGCCAGCGCCUGGAUCAUCAGAGACAACAAAAGUCUGGAGGUGACCUUGCAGAAGCGCAGUGAGGGACCCGUGUGGCCGGAGCUGGUGAUGGGCGACAGGAGGGGAGAGCAUGUGAUGAGUGACGAGCAGGCCGCCCUGAUCCACCAGAGACUGACCCACCUGACCUCUGAAGACCUGAACGGGAACCCUGACAGGGACAAGCCUCCUUGUAACUCUCAGGAGCUGGAGGACUGUGAUGGCUUCCCAGAAGACAGCUCCAGCCUCACACACUUCGAUGGAGAAUCUCUCCGACCCACUCAGGUGGUGAACCUGGGCAGCCAUCAGUACCUGUUCACAGUCGACGUGAACCCGUCUGAGAUGCCUUGUCUCUGUCUCCGACACGACGUGGACGCUCUGGUGUGGCAGCCUCGUCCCGACCGGCCCAGUGACAUGUGGGAGCACGUCGCCACCUUCAACGCCCUGGGCUACGUUCAGGCGUCCAAAAGGGACAAAAAGUUUGCGACCUGUGCUCCGAACUUCUCCUACGCGUCUCUGUGCGAGUGUCUCCGCCGCGCCUUCAUCUACAGACAGCCGUCGCCGGUGGAAACCGUGCUCUUCAACAGGAAGCAGGGACGUCAGGUAGGGCAGGUCGCCAAGCAACAGGUGGCCAGUCUGGACUCGGACAAACCCAUCCUGGGCUUCAGAGCGACCAAUGAGAGACUGUACAUCCUGACCUCCAGUAACCUCUUCGUCCUAAAGGUCAAUAAUAAUUAGAAAGGUUUCAUCAUUCCAAAAUGAAGAAGUGUCAAGUGUUUUCCUCUUUUCACAUUUUCAUCUGUGAAGAAUCUGUCGUUCAAGAUCAAAGAGUCAAGAAGCAGCUCUGGACUAAUUAUGAUAAUGAGCUGUAACGAGCUGAAGGUUUGUAAAUGAAUGUCAACGAUUAAAUAUGAAUCAACGCA